GUCAUUAGUGUCAAUGGCAACCAUUUAGUCGUAUAAAAAUAUUGAGUGUGUUUUUGAACAAAAAAAAAAUAGAAAAGGUACCCGCAAUGGCUGGAUUGGUACGCUAUGCUACUCGUUUUGCAGCCGUGGGCAAUAGAGUUGCACGCUCACAUUUGUUAAACAAACAAUUGCCAUCCAUACAGCAGGCAGCUGGCAUUCAAAGCAAAGCCUGGAGAGAAUUAAAUGGUAUUCAGCGCCCACCACCAUUUGAUUACAAAAAUAAAACGUAUUCAUUGAUUACAUCUUGGUUUGAUAGAACCACACAUCGUUUUGACGACAACACCAAAUUAAUUCUUGUCGAAGGACCACUUGCUUCCGGCAAAACGGAAUUUGCAAAAAAGCUAGCCGCAGAUUUGGAUAUGCAUUAUAUUCCGCAAGCCACUAUGGAUGAUGUUUAUCUUAACGACUACGGAUAUGAUUUGCGUGAAUUGGACCAUCUAUUGCCACCCGGUGCCCAAACCUUCUGCGAAAAGAGAUUCGUUAAUGAGCCAACAAAUCGUUUGACAGCUUCAUUUCAACUUAAUAUGUAUUCUUUGAAAUUCCACGAUUAUCUUGAUGGUCUAGCUCAUUUGCUGUCGACCGGCCAAGGUGUUAUUAUGGAACGUUCCCCGUACUCGGAUAUUGUUUUCGUCGAUGCAUUAUACAAAUUAAAUUUAAUAACCAAAGCAUCUUAUAAAGGUAUUCUUGAGACUCGAGAUAACUCAUUGCCGGAACUUUUGAAGCCACAUUUGGUUAUUUAUCUUGAUGUUCCAGUCAACAAAACACUUGAAAAUAUCAAAAAACGUAACAAGAACAAUGAAGCAAAUUCACCGCUUUUCAAAGACACCAAAUUCUUGGAAGCAAUCGAAGAUGGAUACAAACGUAACUUUUUAAGAGACAUCAGCUCGCACGCUGAACUCUUGGUUUAUGAUUGGUCAAACGGUGGUGAUAUCGAACUAGUUGUUGAAGAUAUUGAAAGAAUUGAUUUUGAUCACUACGAAAAGGAGGCUGAAAAAAUGAAAGAUUGGCGUUUUAUUCGGACUGAAUUGGAUUGGGCUGAAACUCGUGAGACAUACGCGGAUGAACGUGAUUUUCUAUCGACUUAUACUGAACUUCCCCUUUUCCACUGUCCUGAUCUAUGCAUCUCAGCUGAGGAUGAGGCACUACGAAAUAGACUUUACGAAGAGUUCAAAGGCAGCAAAUAUGCAUAUGGCUACAAUUCUGAUUUGGGCGAUAAAGGUAUCCUUACGAAGACAAAACAUUUAAAUAGCCCCCUAAAGAAGACUUGGACAAUCUAAAAACAAUUUAUUUUUUACCGAUAGAAAAACUUAUUUCUUUUUCUUUCUCGUAAAAAAUUUACAUAAAUUUUCGAACUCACCCGGCGGCAUUUUCAAAAUCAGAUCAUAGAUUUGCCGAUGUAAAUUCCACCAUUAAAUGAAAAUAAAACAAAAAUACUUCAAAAACAA
Messenger RNA from Contarinia nasturtii (swede midge), 1484 nucleotides. It is a transcript of the gene ND-42, whose product is annotated as NADH dehydrogenase [ubiquinone] 1 alpha subcomplex subunit 10, mitochondrial. Bases 87 to 1316 code for a protein of 409 amino acids. The transcript is spliced from 8 exons. NCBI's taxonomy places the organism in Eukaryota, Metazoa, Arthropoda, Insecta, Diptera, Cecidomyiidae. The record is from RefSeq and is a predicted model, not a curated record. Gene Ontology annotation, biological process: mitochondrial electron transport, NADH to ubiquinone. Gene Ontology annotation, cellular component: cytoplasm.